CAAAAUGCUAAGCCAAGCCCCAUCAAUUGCCAAACAGAGCGCAACUGGUUUUGCCCUUAAAGUGUCUCAUUCUUAGCUGGUAUGAAACAGUGGGCCAUGCACGUGUGUUCUCUCUCUCUCUCUCUCUCUCUCCUCCCUCAUUUUAUAUACGAAAAUUCGCACCCUGCUUCCUCGCAAACAGUCGCUAACUUCCUCUGUUUUUUUUUUUUUUUUUUUUUGUCCUCUUUGAGAACCACAUCAAACACUUUUGAAAAAUGGCCCGAGUCGGAAAGCUAACAAAGCUCAAAUCUGCCAUCAAAAGACUGCCCUCCAUCACCAAACUCAGCCGAACCACCAGCUCCAGCUCCAUUGCUGCAACGAACUACUCCACCAAUCAGCUCGUCUCCAAAGAACUCCACGCCGUUUAUGUCGGAAAAUCCAGACGACGGUACCUCGUAAACUCCGAAAUCAUCGACCACCCUCUGUUUCAGGAGCUCGUGGACAGGUCAUGCGAUUGCAAUGACGGGGUCGUCGUUACUUGCGAAGUGGUGCUGUUCGAACACUUGCUUUGGAUGCUUGAGAACGCAGAGUCUCAGAUGGGUUCCAUGGAUGAGCUCGUGGAGUUCUACACUUGCUGACUGACCCUCCCAAAAAAAAAGAAAAAAAAAAAAAAGGGACAACUUGGGAAUUUCCAAAUUGAAUGUAGGUGAUGAGAAAUGAAAGUUUGUAAUUGUAAAGAUGAUGCUAGGAUUUUCUUCGUUAUUUGGUAGUUUUUUUUUUUUUUUUUUUUUUUUCCUCCAACUUUGUGAGUGUUUUCUCUGUGUGAACGUGUAUUGUCCUUUUUCUUGGACUAUUUGGAUUAAUUAACCAUAUGAAGAAAUAUUUUUACUGAGAGAAUGGUUAUGAUGAUUGUUUAU
Messenger RNA from Ziziphus jujuba (common jujube), 896 nucleotides. RefSeq names its product auxin-responsive protein SAUR77. The transcript has a single exon. The record is from RefSeq and is a predicted model, not a curated record. Bases 255 to 617 code for a protein of 120 amino acids. Gene Ontology annotation, biological process: response to auxin. Lineage: Eukaryota; Viridiplantae; Streptophyta; Magnoliopsida; Rosales; Rhamnaceae.